AUGACAGCCAUUUCACAUCAACGCGGUAUUAGAAUUGCCAUCGACAGAGGCGGCACCUUUACCGACUGCGUAGGAGAAAGCAACGGAAAAGAAAUCAUCAUCAAGCUUCUAUCCGAGGAUCCGGCCAACUACAAAGAUGCCCCGCUUGAAGGUAUUCGUCGUAUCAUGAGCCACUUCCUCGGCCGAGAUAUUCCUCGUGGUGAAGCUCUGGAUACUUCUCAGAUUGACUCAAUCAGAAUGGGAACAACUGUCGCCACAAAUGCCUUGCUUGAAAGAAAGGGAGAGAAAAUUGCCAUGGUUGUUACCAAAGGCUUCAAGGACUGCUUGACCAUCGGAAACCAGUCGAGGCCAAAGAUUUUUGACCUUGCAAUUCGAAAGCCCGAUGUGCUAUACGAGAAGAUUGUCGAAAUUGAUGAACGAGUUACACUUGAAGACUAUGCCGAAGACCCCGAAAGGACGCAAACUGAGGCCGAGGCUCAGGCUGGCACCAAAGAAGCCGAAGGCAAGACUCUGGUUCGCGGUUUGUCGGGUGAGACAGUGAGGAUCCUCAAAAGAGCCGAGGAGGAGGACAUCCGGUCAAAGCUUGAAGAUGUUUAUGGUCAAGGCAUUCGCAGCAUCGCAGUUUGUCUGAUGCACGGCUACACCUACCCUGAUCACGAGGCUUUGAUUGGCCGCAUAGCCAAGGACAUUGGCUUUCAACAUAUUUCACUUAGCCACGAACUUAUGCCCAUGAUCAAGUUGGUCUCACGAGCUACAUCUGUGUGUGCGGAUGCGUAUCUCACACCGGCUAUUCGCAAGUACAUCGAUGGUUUCCAGGCUGGGUUUGAAGGUGGCCUUGGAAGCCGCAGUGUGAAGGAGGAAAAGGGCGCCAGGGGAGCGAGGUGUGAAUUUAUGCAGAGUGAUGGUGGUCUAGUUGACGUGGAGAAGUUCACUGGUCUGAAAGCAAUCUUGUCCGGUCCCGCAGGCGGUGUCGUAGGAUAUGCGAUAACCUCUUACGACGAGGAAACUAAAACUCCAGUUAUCGGAUUUGAUAUGGGUGGAACUAGCACCGACGUUUCCAGAUACGGCGAGGGAAGAUACGAGCAUGUUUUUGAAACGACAACUGCUGGUGUUACCAUUCAAUCCCCACAACUAGAUAUCAACACCGUGGCAGCAGGAGGUGGCUCUCGCCUCUUUUUCAGAAAUGGACUAUUUGUCGUCGGACCUGAAUCCGCAGGUGCUCAUCCAGGGCCUGCGUGUUACCGCAAGGGAGGGCCGGCCACAGUCACCGACGCCAAUCUAGUUCUCGGACGCCUGCUUCCUGAAUUCUUCCCCAAGAUCUUUGGAGAGAACGAGGACCAAGGAUUGGAUAUCGAGGCUAGUAAAAAGGUCCUACAGGAGCUGGCGGACCAAGUGAACCUCGAGAAUGAUAAGAAGCUCUCGGUCGAUGAAGUGGCAUAUGGCUUUCUGACCGUUGCCAAUGAGACAAUGACUCGGCCUAUUCGUUCUAUCACCGAAGCCAAGGGCCACGACUCCUCAAAGCAUCGACUUGCAACAUUUGGAGGUGCAGGUGGCCAGCACGCUGUUGCUAUUGCAGAGUCCCUUGGUGUGCAACAGAUUUUGGUUCAUCGAUACUCGUCAGUCCUUUCGGCCUACGGAAUGGCCCUUGCGGAUGUUGUUGACGAGCGACAAGAGCCUGAUUCUUUGGUAUGGAAGGGCGAUGAUCAAACAGUCAACGAGCUGAAGAAGAAGAUGGAGAAACUUAAGGGCCAAUCACGAAACUCUCUCAAGGACCAAGGAUUCCAAGAAGAAGAAAUCGUCUUCGAGGAGUAUCUCAACAUGAGAUAUCGUGGCACGGAAUCAGCUCUCAUGAUUGUUAGACCAACCCCUGAGGAAGCCAAAGAGCAUUUUGCCGGCAAGGAUUGGGAUUUCGGCCAAGCAUUUGUGAAGCAGCAUCGCUAUGAAUUUGGCUUCACCUUGGACGAACGAGAUAUCAUCAUUGAUGACGUUCGUGUUCGCGGUAUUGGCAAGAGUUUCCGACACAAAGAUGACACAGUUGACAAGCAGCUCAAGGAUCUGAAGCAACAGAAGGUUUCCGACCAGAAGAAGCUUAACAGUCAACAAGUAUACUUUGAGGGUGGCAGGAAGGAAACACCCAUCUAUAAGCUUGAGGACCUCGAGGUCGGUAACUCCAUCUCUGGACCGGCUAUGCUUGCGGAUGGAACACAGACGAUUGUUGUAACACCCAAAGCAACAGCUAUCAUUCUUAAGACACACGUGGUAAUAAACUUGGAAAAGGAGGGAUCAAAGGCUGAGUCUGCUAAGGCAUCCGCAGAUCGCAAAGUUGAUCCCAUCAUGCUCAGCAUUUUCGGUCAUCGGUUCAUGGCUAUUGCUGAACAAAUGGGCCGUGCUCUACAAAAGACCAGUGUCAGCACGAAUGUCAAGGAAAGACUUGACUUUUCAUGUGCUAUUUUCGACGCUACAGGAGGUCUCGUGGCUAAUGCUCCUCAUCUUCCUGUCCAUCUUGGUUCAAUGUCAACUUGUGUGAGACGCCAGGCUGAGAUUUGGAAGGGGAAGCUGGAGAAAGGUGAUGUCAUUAUCUCUAACCAUCCUGCGUAUGGAGGAACGCAUCUUCCAGAUGUGACCCUCCUGAUGCCUGCGUUUGACGAAAAGGGAGAGAACAUUCUCUUUUACGCUGCUUCGCGUGCUCACCAUGCCGAUAUUGGUGGCAUUAGUGCAGGUAGUAUGCCACCUCAUUCCCGAGAGCUAUACCAAGAAGGUGCUUCCAUAAGAAGCGAGAAGCUUGUGAGUGGCGGCAAGUUCAACGAGAAACGAGUCGUUGAGCUCUUCUACGAGGAGCCUGCGAAGUACCCAGGGUGUAGCGGCACCCGUUGCUUGGCGGACAACAUUAACGACCUGAGAGCACAAGUCUCAGCAAACCAGAAAGGAAUCUCGCUGAUCGAGACACUGAUUGCGGAGUAUGGCGAAGAUACAGUGCAGUUCUACAUGGUUCACAUUCAAAAUAAUGCUGAGCAGUGUGUGCGCAAACUACUCAAGGAUGUUUAUAAACGUUUUGAGGGCAAGGAUCUCUCGGCAGUUGACUUCAUGGACGACGGUUCCCCGAUCCGCCUGAAGAUUCGCAUUGAUGCAGAGAAGGGAGAGGCCGAGUUUGACUUUGAAGGCACAGGCCCUGAGGUUUACGGGAACGUGAACGCACCUCAAGCUAUCACAUUCAGUGCUAUCAUCUAUUGCCUGAGGUGUCUUAUCUCGGAGGAUAUUCCUCUUAACCAGGGGUGCUUGAAGCCUAUUCAUGUCAAAAUUCCUCCAAAAUCCAUUCUAUCGCCUUCACCUAGUGCGGCAGUCGUUGGAGGAAACGUCCUUACAAGUCAACGAAUUACAGACGUGAUUUUCAAGGCUUUCCAGGCUUGUGCUGCCAGCCAGGGCUGCUGCAACAAUCUUACCUUUGGGUUUGGUGGCAAUCAAGAUGGGACCGAAGUUGUAAAAGGAUUCGGAUAUUACGAGACAAUUGCUGGCGGAAGCGGUGCAGGUUCUGACUGGGAGGGAACAAGUGGUGUUCACUGCCACAUGACCAACACUCGCAUCACAGACUCUGAGAUAUUCGAACGUCGAUAUCCCGUCCUUCUCCGCGAGUUCUCUAUUCGUUCCGGUUCGGGAGGACGAGGCCAACACCGGGGCGGCGAUGGUGUUAUUCGUGAUAUUGAGUUUCGAAUUCCCCUCCAAGUCUCCAUUCUCAGCGAGCGCCGUGUCUACCGCCCCUAUGGACUGAACGGAGGUGGCGAUGGAGAGUGCGGCCUGAAUCUUUGGGUCCGUAAUGUUGAAAAGGCGAACUGGGAAACGUCUCUGAAGCAGUUCCAUACCAAGGAGGAUGCGGGUGUGGUCGAAUACGAAGAACGACGUAUCAAUAUGGGAGCCAAGAACACGGCUUCGAUGAAAGCUGGAGAUCGCAUCAUCAUCUGCACACCUGGAGGAGGUGCGUGGGGAGCUGAGGGGUCUGAGAGCGUGGUCAAGCGGAAGAUUGACCAUACUGAAGCUUGGAGGAAGGGCAGUGGUAAUGCGAGGGAUGAGACGGCGCUUCAGGCCUAG
Messenger RNA from Fusarium sp. VM40, 4083 nucleotides. The record is from the annotation of a GenBank genome assembly. Lineage: Eukaryota; Fungi; Ascomycota; Sordariomycetes; Hypocreales; Nectriaceae.